AUGUGGUCCCUAUCAGCUGCCCUCUCCCUGCUCCUGCUGCUGCAGGCCCCUCCUUGCAGGCUACAGUCACUGAGCCCCGUGAAGCUACGGCUGGUGGGCCCAGGGAGCAAACCAGAGGAGGGCCGCCUGGAGGUGUUGUACCAGGGCCAGUGGGGUACCGUGUGUGAUGAUGACUUCGCUCUCCGAGAGGCCACCGUGGCCUGCCGCCAACUGGGCUUUGAAACUGCCCUGACCUGGGCCCACAGUGCCAAGUAUGGCCAAGGGGAGGGACCCAUCUGGCUGGACAAUGUGCGCUGUAUGGGCACAGAGAGCUCCUUAGACCAGUGCACAUCCAAUGGCUGGGGUGUCAGUGACUGCAGCCACUCAGAGGACAUCGGGGUGGUGUGCCACCCCCAGCGCCAGCGCGGCUAUCUUUCUGAGAGGGUCUCCAAUGCCCUUGGGCCCCAGGGCCGGCGGCUGGAGGAGGUGCGGCUCAAGCCUAUCCUCGCCAGCGCCAAGCGGCACAGCCUGGUGACCGAGGGAGUGGUGGAGGUGAAGUACGAGGGCCACUGGCGGCAGGUGUGUGACCAGGACUGGACCAGGAACAACAGCAAGGUGGUGUGUGGGAUGCUGGGCUUCCCCAGCGAGGCACCUGUCGACAGCCUCUACUACAGGAAAGUCUGGAAUUUGAAGAUGAAGGACCCCAAAUCUAGGCUGAAGAGCCUGACACAGAAGAAUUCCUUCUGGAUCCACCGGGUCAACUGUCUGGGGACAGAGCCCCACAUGGCCAACUGCCAGGUGCAGGUGGCACCAGCACAGGGCAAGCUGCGGCCGGCCUGCCCGGGCGGCAUGCACGCUGUGGUCAGCUGUGUGGCGGGGCCCCGCUUCCACCCUGCAAAGGCAAAGCCCGGGCACAAGGAGUCCCGGGCAGAGGAGCUAAAGGUGCGCCUCCGUUCCGGGGCCCAGGUGGGUGAGGGCAGGGUCGAGGUGCUCAUGAACCACCAGUGGGGGACGGUCUGUGACCACGGAUGGAACCUCGUCUCUGCCAGCAUCGUGUGUCGUCAGCUUGGCUUUGGCUCGGCUCGGGAGGCCCUCUUUGGGGCCCAGCUGGGCCAAGGCUUGGGACCCAUCCAUCUGAGUGAGGUGCGCUGCAGGGGUUAUGAGCAGACCCUCAGUGACUGCCCCUCCCUGGAAGGGUCCCAGAAUGGUUGUCAACAUGAGAAUGAUGCUGCUGUCAGGUGCAACGUCCCUGACAUGGGCUUCCAGAAUCAGGUGCGCUUGGCCGGUGGGCGUGGCCCUGAGGAGGGUGUGGUGGAGGUGCAGGUGGAGGUGAACGGAGUCCGACGCUGGGGGGCCGUGUGCAGCGACCACUGGGGGCUCACCGAAGCCAUGGUGGCCUGCCGACAGCUCGGCCUGGGUUUUGCCAACCACGCGAUCAAGGACACCUGGUACUGGCAGGGGACGCCAGGGGCCACAGACGUGGUGAUGAGCGGUGUGCACUGCUCGGGCCCAGAGCUAGCCCUGCAGCAGUGUCAGAGGCACGGGCCGGUGCACUGCCCCCACGGCUCGGGGCGCUUUGCCGCCGGGGUUUCCUGCACAGACAGCGCUCCGGACCUGGUGAUGAACGCCCAGCUGGUGCAGGAGACAGCCUACUUGGAGGACCGCCCGCUCAGCCAGCUGUACUGCGCCCACGAAGAGAACUGCCUCUCCCAGUCUGCCGACAGCAUGGACUGGCCCUACGGGCACCGGCGCCUCUUGCGCUUCUCCUCACAGAUCUACAACCUGGGCCGGGCCGACUUCCGUCCCAAGACAGGGCGUCACAGCUGGAUUUGGCACCAGUGCCACAGGCACUACCACAGCAUCGAGGUCUUCACCCACUAUGACCUACUCACUCUCAAUGGCUCCAAGGUGGCCGAGGGGCACAAGGCCAGCUUCUGCCUGGAGGACACAAACUGCCCCACAGGACUGCAGAAGCGCUAUGCAUGUGCCAACUUCGGGGAACAGGGAGUGACUGUCGGCUGCUGGGACACCUACCGGCAUGACAUCGAUUGCCAGUGGGUGGAUAUCACAGAUGUGGGCCCUGGGAAUUACAUCUUCCAGGUGGUUGUGAACCCCCAGUACGAGGUGGCGGAGUCUGAUUUCUCGAACAACAUGAUGCGGUGCCGUUGCAAGUAUGACGGGCACCGGGUCUGGCUGCACAACUGCCACACAGGGGAUUCCUACCGCGCCAAUGCAGAGCUCUCCCUGGAGCAGGAACAGCGUCUCAGGAACAACCUCAUCUGAAGCCAUGACUGCACACUUCCAGCUGCUGCCCACACACCAGAUACCUCAGCUUACUGGAGCCAUGCCCUUCACAGCACCCUCAGAGGGAAAGGGGCCAGUGCCAAGGGGCACCAAGAACUGCUCAGGAAGCCUUUGGAUGGCAAGAUCACCAGACUAAAAUGGUACUGCUCCCGCAGGAGGACUCUGGGCCUGUCUCCUAAGGGCCUUUGG
Callorhinus ursinus (northern fur seal) is the source of this 2472-nucleotide messenger RNA. RefSeq names its product lysyl oxidase like 4 (gene LOXL4). The record is from RefSeq and is a predicted model, not a curated record. Gene Ontology annotation, biological process: collagen fibril organization; peptidyl-lysine oxidation. Lineage: Eukaryota; Metazoa; Chordata; Mammalia; Carnivora; Otariidae. Gene Ontology annotation, molecular function: protein-lysine 6-oxidase activity; copper ion binding. Gene Ontology annotation, cellular component: membrane.